Thermothielavioides terrestris NRRL 8126 is the source of this 420-nucleotide messenger RNA. RefSeq lists its product as uncharacterized. The record is from RefSeq and is a predicted model, not a curated record. The transcript has a single exon. Lineage: Eukaryota; Fungi; Ascomycota; Sordariomycetes; Sordariales; Chaetomiaceae. The annotation marks the transcript as partial.
CGGGGUCAUCUUCCCAGAGCUGGGAUGAUUUACCCGUUCGAAGAGACCUUGAUGCAGCGGCGUCACAGCGACGUUGCCAUCUUCAGCGCCAUCUGCAGGAGCCACCCUGGGUCCCUGGUCACCACCCGCCUCCUGAACGACGUUUUCUCGCGCAUCUUCGAAGAGGCGACCGAGCUGCUGCCGCAGUACGGGGGCAUGUUCAACAAGGACCCCAUCGCCUUCAUGCGCCUCCUCCGAGGCAGGCCAGCCCUGCGAGAUGUGUGGAUGAGACGCUCGGCGGACCUCUUUGCCAGCGUCUUCGUGAUCCUCCGCGCUGCUCGCAAGGCCUGGUUCGAGGACCCGCGGCCGCCGUUCGAGACCAACGAGCACUGCAAGUUGGCUCGGGCGAUCGAUGCCUUCCUCGAGGUAGACACGCUCGAC